Molecule: messenger RNA, 1068 nt
Organism: Sparassis crispa
Lineage: Eukaryota; Fungi; Basidiomycota; Agaricomycetes; Polyporales; Sparassidaceae
Exons: 12
Coding region: 1-1068 (355 amino acids)
Source: RefSeq, a predicted model, not a curated record
AUGAAGGGGGAUACUUAUAGGAAGUGGGAGCUACCGGACCCUAAGUCAUUUGCGCUCAUUAUGCUGACUCAAAGCUCCAACCAAGAGAACAUCACGGUUUUAUAUCAGAGAACCGUUGACGCCUAUUGCAUGGGAGCAACGGCCGCACUUAUCAUAUACGACCAUGCCAUCACGUUAUCCCAAGAAGUGAAGUUUAUGUGGCACAGAAAGAUCACCCCCCCUGCGUUGAUUUUCUAUUUGAACCGCUGGUUUGGAUCUGGGUAUGCUAUGCUCUCACUGAUAUUUUUGCCCUAUUGGGCUUGCGCUCCUAUGAAAAGAGCGGAAUCCACGUGGUAUCUGUACGCCGGAAUCUACCUUCUACUACUCAUUGUAUGGGCAUUGUUCUCGGCUCUUCGAGUAUAUGCCGUCUGGCGCGACUGGCGACUUGCGCUUCUUGUGUUCGUAUUGGGAUUGGCGGUUGUGGCAACAAACAUAACUCUAGACAUAGACGUAUGGCACGGCUCUUCAGUCGGUCGUUGCGGCAUUCAAUAUGAUCUACCAGAGAAUGUGUUUGUAGGGUCAGUAUCUCUGCGCUGCACGUUCCCCCACGUAUCACUCAUACAACGAAAAGGCGUAAUCUUCAUCAUGACCCGCAGUUGCACUAUCGUCGUUGAUAUCAUCGCGUUGACUGUCACUUGGGCUCGGACCUACAAGCUUGCGUAUGGUGCGGAUCAGGUGAAGGUGCCGUUGACCUCCUUCCUCCUUCAAUACGGUACCCUCCACUUCACCUUGUCGCUCAUUCUGAACGUUGUGUUUGUGGCGUUCUGGUUUGCCGAGCCGAAUAUCAACCUUCCGUACUUCGAAACAGCACUCAGCAAUAUCACCGUGUCCCGUUUCCUACUGACUAUCCGCCAGGUAGAUCAUCGCGACGAGAAUGGUUCGAACAGUACCCGUCUGUCUUUCGCUCCCUCCCCCCAGUCCGACAGACGAAUCGCUCCAAAAUUCGUUGAAAGCAUGGGAGAAACCCUGGAUCUCACUUUGUGUUUUGCGGAAGAUGAAGAGGUGGCUGAUGACGAAGAAUACGACUGA